AGUCAUUCCAUUCUUCAAAGGAAUACUCGUGAUUGGUCAGUUUUAUAACUACAAUUAUUAUUAAAUCCGAUUAAUGGUGAAGCGUAAAUCGUAGUAUGUGUUGCACUGUCUUUUCGUGUCUCUCGCUGGAAGGUUUACUGUGCGCAUUGUAAACAGACUAUUAGGAGUCAAUUCUGGGACCCUAUUCUUGAGCACAUACGAUUAUUUUCGUAUACGAAUAAUUUCGCAUGAAAGUUUUUGCAUGCGAUUGGUGAAGUUAAUUCUUGAUCACUAUACGAAUUAACGUAGGAAAACUAAUCGCAUACGAAUACUAGAGCGUUGUUGCCAAAUCUUUAUGAAAUGAAUGAACCAAUGAAAUACUAACUUUAGUUAUUCUUGUUGAUACAUAAGAAAUCUGUUGAAAAAAAAAACAUUAUAACCUGUAAAUUAAUUUCCCAUUAGUCAUUAUUUCGGAGAUAAAAAUUUAAGAAGAAAACUACACGAUUAAAUUAUUUAGAUUGUAUUGUAACCUUAAAAAAAGGUUACACAUAUCGUUUACGUUUACGUUUAAGUAGAAAUUGAAAAUUAAAUUUCAUUGCCUAUUAAAUAUUUGUAUUGCAUACAAAAUAUUGAAAUCGUUAUAAUAUAAGAUGGCUGAAAAACGAGUAGGAAAUAUAUCAAAUGGACAAAGAAAAAUUCUUAUUGAAUUUCUGAAUAAUCAUCCGGAAUUAGUGUCGGCAAAAUUUACAUCAACAUUUUCAUAUAAAGAUGCUCAAAAACUAUGGUGUGAAAUUACUAAUAUAUUAAAUGCCCUUCCUGGAGCUAAAAAGAUGGGAGCAAUGGCGAAAGACUUGGCAUGACAUGACAAACAAAGUAAAAGGAAAGAAAGCAGAUAUCAAUCGAAGUUUAAAAAAAACUGGAGGAGGUCCACCAUUAGAAAUAAACAUGACAAUGAUAGACAACGAUGUAGCUAAUUUGAUUGGACCUACUACUAUAUACGGUGAUGCUACAGUUGACGAAUCUAUUGCUGAAUUUAAUUUUGAAAACACUGAAAAUACCGAAAUUGAAAAUACAUUGGGUUUUAAAGAGAACAAUUCAGAUAUAUCAACUGCAUCAAUAAAUAAUAAUAUAUUAAAGGAUAUUACGUAUAAAAGAAAUGUUGACUUAAAUACAAAAAAAUGUGUUCAAGUAAAGUCAUCAAUUAAUUGCAACAAAGAGCUAUUAAUAUCUAAAUCACAAUCAGUGGAGCCUUGUGUUUUCAUAUCAGAUGAAUCAGUCAAUGGACAAGCCAAUGAAGAUACAAAUAUAAACAACACAAAAUUAAAAAAUCAAAAUAUAAAAUCAACUAUAACAACAGCAGUAACACAUAAAGGUAUUAAGAAAUGCAGACAAAACACAUCUCACAGUCAGCAACGUACUACAAAAAAAGGAUAUUUUGAAAAUACUCUUUCGUAUACAAAAUGUCUAAGCACAAAUAUGGAGAAUGAUAUGAAGAUGCGUGAAGAAUAUUAUAAUAAAAAACUUAAAUUUAUGGAACGUGAUGUUAUAGCAAAAGAACGAAUUGCUGCGGCUAUUGAAACUUUUUGUGCAAUAAAUCAAGAAAAUAUAACUUACAAAGAAGUAGAAAAUUUGGAAGACACAGGUUAUUAGUUUAAAAGAAAAAUGUUUAUUAAUGUUUAUUUUUUUUAAUGUUUAUUUUUUAUUUUAAACUGAUCAAAAUUGUUGUGCCAAAGCUGCACAUAACUGCUAAUUGUUAAU
Molecule: messenger RNA, 1737 nt
Organism: Solenopsis invicta (red fire ant)
Lineage: Eukaryota; Metazoa; Arthropoda; Insecta; Hymenoptera; Formicidae
Exons: 7
Coding region: 787-1629 (280 amino acids)
Source: RefSeq, a predicted model, not a curated record